AUGACACCAACAAGUUCAGAACUUUUUAAUUCGAAACUCUUAUGGCCAAAAAGUCAAAUCAUCAAAGGUCUGGGACGAAGCACUCUAGGAUCAGACCCUCAAAGGGCAGGCUCUCUAGAUUCAACUCCUCUGAUAUCAACCCCUCCAAUGUUGGACCCUUGCAAAGCAGCCUUUCCAACAUCAGCCUCAAACUUGCUAUCAAAGCCCAAAUUAAUCAAUGUCGCAUCGCGACCAAUUCCCCUAAGAACCUUAAUCACCCUCCUCAACUACGAACGCGUAACUUCGGAUUGGCGAUUUGAAAAUUUCAGUCUUUACCAUAGCUCAGAAAUGGAAAGUAGAAAGUUCGAAAAGUUCGACACAGUGCAUACAGAGGGAGUGCGAUGUUUCUGCUACGACGAUAGUCCUUACCCACCAGACCAACAAAUAUGGCGACAAGCUACCUGCAGAGUACAUCCUGAAGCACCUCCAGAAACUCGACGACUAAGUUCUUCGCAGCUUGAGCGCGCAUUUUAUGAGUCUCGGAAUGCAGAGUGGAGUUUUGGAGUUGAGUUGAUGUAUCAACUUUUCUUCAAGUUUUGUGGGCAAGGUCAGCAAUUGAAGAUUCAAAUCAGCAAUGAACAACCAGUUUUGGUGGAUGCGUCUGAUAUGCACGUAUUGCACUUUCUUUUGAUACAUCCGAGACAUCGGAAUCUCAAUGGGAAACAUCGAGCGACAGACGGUGUCUUUCACAAAUUGAUGUUAGGCCGUCGCAAAGGAAGCGUUCUGGUAUUUCCUCCGCGGCUGAAGGACAUGAGUCCACCGGUAAACGAUAAGAAUCACACUACUAGAUUUGAAGAUUGCUUUGUGGUUGAUAUGCUACAUAUGCGAUAUGGUAAGAAGGGAUUAUUUGAAGAGCCUUACUUUCUAGGCAAUGGUAGACAGUGGCAAAGUUUUAUGUACGCCAAUGUUUGUGAAGGUAUUAUAGAUUGUGGAAUAGAGCGACCCUGUUUGGCAAAGAACCGAGGAGAGUGUUCUGUGCGGACGUGGGAUUGGUUUUACACACAUUCACUGAGAGCCUUUCAUAGAUGGAUAGCGAAUGACCAAAACCCAAAUUUUCUAUGGUGCCACUAUUGUGGAAUCGGAGGAGCAAGAUUUAUUGGAUGUUGUGGAGAGGGAGAGGAAAUGACCAGGUAUUGUAGUGAAGAGCACAGAGAGAGAGGAUGGGCGUUACACCGGUUCACUUGUAAGAACAAAGUCAUAGAUUUGUGGGAUGUGGACUAG
Molecule: messenger RNA, 1260 nt
Organism: Botrytis porri
Lineage: Eukaryota; Fungi; Ascomycota; Leotiomycetes; Helotiales; Sclerotiniaceae
Exons: 1
Coding region: 1-1260 (419 amino acids)
Source: RefSeq, a predicted model, not a curated record